This is a messenger RNA of Gadus chalcogrammus (walleye pollock), 2956 nucleotides long. RefSeq names its product sodium/potassium/calcium exchanger 3-like. Gene Ontology annotation, molecular function: calcium, potassium:sodium antiporter activity; calcium channel activity. Gene Ontology annotation, cellular component: membrane. The transcript has 17 exons. Gene Ontology annotation, biological process: intracellular calcium ion homeostasis; calcium ion transmembrane transport. Bases 292 to 2073 code for a protein of 593 amino acids. The record is from RefSeq and is a predicted model, not a curated record. NCBI's taxonomy places the organism in Eukaryota, Metazoa, Chordata, Actinopteri, Gadiformes, Gadidae.
UUUCAGCUCGGGGGACCCUGUGGGCAUCCUCACUUGGGUGUCGUCGGCGAGACCGGAUAUCAGAGGAGAUGCUGAGAUGCUGUCGAUAACCCGCAAUUAUCUACCUCGCGUGGAUGAAGCCCGGUUGUGAUAAACAGCUGCUCGUGCGAACAGGGACAACAUUGACUUUCUUUGUUUUUUUAUUUAUCAAGAACGACUACUCAAAGACCCGGGCUGAUCCACCGCUUCCAUGGCGUCCGGCUGUGACACGUUCUGAGCGGAGGCUCGGGGAGAUCGGCGGCGCAAGGCAAGAUGAAGGCGCCAGGGAGAGCGAGGCGCACGCGGCUCCUCCCGCGGCUGUGCGUCUGCGGGCUCGCUCUGUUGGCCGCCACCUGGCUCGUGCAUUUGUUUAAUGUCACAGGUUCAGAACGAACGUAUGCGGACAGCGUCCGACUGUGGUCCAGGAGAGAGCUGAACCCGCAGGACACAGAGCCGGACAACCAGACCUCCAGCACUCCCAGAGCGGCCAUACACGAGUUCCCUGAAGACGUUUUCACUCCCAAACAGAGGAGACAGGGAGCGAUCCUUCUUCAUGUCCUGUGUGCUGUUUACAUGUUCCAUGCUCUCGCCAUCAUCUGCGAUGACUAUUUUGUGCCGUCCCUGGAAAAGAUAUCAGAGAAUCUUCAACUCAGUGAAGAUGUUGCCGGGGCAACCUUCAUGGCGGCCGGGAGCUCUGCCCCUGAGCUCUUCACCUCACUGAUUGGCGUGUUUAUCACCAAAGGGGACCUGGGAGUCGGCACCAUAGUGGGAUCCGCUGUUUUCAACAUCUUGGUGAUCAUCGGGAUCUGUGGGAUCUUCUCCGGGCAGUCCAUCAUUCUGAGCUGGUGGCCUCUGUUCCGGGACUCCGUCUUCUACAUCUUGUCCAUACUGGUGCUCAUCAUGGUGAUCUACGACGAGAAGGUCCAAUGGUGGGAGUCCAUUAUCCUGAUCUCUAUGUAUGGGAUCUACAUCAUCAUCAUGAAGUUUAACCGGGCGCUGUGCUGCUGGGUGGAGGGCCGCUGUAGCCGGGGCGGUCAGGCGUGUCUGAGCAGCCUGCGCCGGACCACCGCCGUGGGCCACGCCGGGGACUGCGACACAGACAUGGUCCCGCUCAAACCAGACGCCUGCACCGUGGGGGUCCAGGACGCCCCGCCCGGGACGGCUGACGAGACCCUGCACCAGCUCUCCUUCUCAGAGAGACAGAGGUUGAUCCAGGCUCGGGGGUUGGAGGACGACCCGGCAGUGGGGGAGGAGAUUGGCGGCGGCGACGGAGGGCCGUGGGCCAAUGAGAAUGGGGGAACAAUGGAGGGCGAGAGACAACCCCUUGAAGUUGAGAGAGAGAGAGUGAGAGACAGGGAGAAGGAGGGGGGAGUGGGGGGAGAGGGGGCGGGUGGGGCGCAGCUUAAAGAGGAGGAGGAGGAGGAGGAGGAAGAGGACGACGACGAAGAGGAGAACGUCCCCUUCAUACCAUUCGCCUGGCCAGAGAGAUGGUGUGGGCGGCUGCGCUGGCUGGUGGCCUGGCCCAUCAACCUCGUGCUCUACUGCACCGUGCCCAACUGCCGGCGGCCUCGCUGGAGGCGCUGGUACCUGCUCACCUUCCUCUCCUCCACGCUGUGGAUCGCCUUCUUCUCCUACCUCAUGGUCUGGAUGGUGACGGUGGUCAGCUUCACGCUGGGGAUCCCCGAGGUGCUGAUGGGCAUCACCUUCCUGGCCGCAGGGACCAGCGUCCCCGACUGCAUGGCCAGCCUCAUCGUGGCCCGGCAGGGUAUGGGAGACAUGGCCGUGUCCAACUCCAUCGGCAGUAACAUCUUUGACGUGCUGCUGGGUCUGGGCUUCCCCUGGGCGCUGCGGACCCUCAUAGUGAACUACGGAUCAGUGGUUUACAUCAACAGCAAAGGUCUGGUGUACUCUGUGAUUCUGCUGCUGGCCUCGGUCAUACUGACUGUGCUCAGUGUCCACCUGAACCACUGGAGGCUGGACCGGAGGCUGGGCCUCAGCCUCAUCAUGCUGUACGCCGUCUUCCUGCUAUGCUCCGUCGGCUUCGAGAGGCUCUAGAGAGCCAAGCACACACGCACACACACACUGAGAAACACACAACUUUGUUCACAUCGUCAUAAACAUCUCAAAGUAUCGCAGUGUUUGGGGGCGGGAAAACAGGUUGUAUUUGUGGUGAAUCACGAAAGGUGUGUACUGUUAUUCCCCUGGUGCAGUAAUUCACACUCACUAGUACAUUCUGUUUCUCAGACACACGCACACAGUUACUGUACCCCAUGCUGCAAACAGUGAUCCAGUAAAAAGGAAGUCAAGUCUGCUGCGUUUUGCUAUAAGAUUGUAACGUCCCACUGGCUGCACUUCUUUACCUUUGAUACCGUCAGUAUUUUGCAGUUUUAUACCAAACACCUCCAGCCCACAUGUUGUGCCGUUAACAAACGACUUUGAAACAAAACAAACGUAUUAAAAAUUUACUUUGUAAUGUACUAUUUCCACUGCCCUUUAGUGCAAUACGUUGUUUCAGAUAUCGUGAUUAAAAAUGUAAACAUGAAAACGAUUGUGAUGACCAGCAACCAAGCAAUGACUUCCUCGGUCCUCAUAGAUGAUAUGCGUUUCUUCCUGUGUGUAUCGUGGCUUUCUGGUUGUGGGGUUGGUUUAUGUACAAGUUAUAUUGUAGACAUGUUAAAUCAAGCCUUUGUGUGUGUUCCUGUACGAUGUAGCAUGGCUAAUCCACACCGAUAAUUGCACUACCACACCGUGCUCUCUUGUAAUUAAAACACAAAUCCCAAUUUAUUUGUGAAAGCUUCAAAGCAUUAAAAAAUAGAUUUUUAUUUUGGGGGAAAUAUCCUUCCUUUGAAUGUCAGUGGGGAAAUACUUGGGUGUUCGUCUGUAUGUGAAAUAAAACAAAUUGUACGUUUCCAGUUUUUCUUUUCAUUUCCCAGUGAAA